Orycteropus afer afer is the source of this 1557-nucleotide messenger RNA. NCBI's taxonomy places the organism in Eukaryota, Metazoa, Chordata, Mammalia, Tubulidentata, Orycteropodidae. The record is from RefSeq and is a predicted model, not a curated record.
AUGCUCAGCCCCACAAUUCCCUCUGCUAUCGCCAGCUCUGCCCAGGUUGUGAGUGACAGAAGUGAAGCUAUCAGCAUCCUCAGCGAGGUCAGCAGUGACGACACAGACACUGUGAAGCACCUCUGCGGUGACCGGUUCUCCGAUGAGUCCCCAGGCUCACGGUGCUGUGACAUCACCUCCAAUAAGGUCUUUCCUCUUGCUGCAGCUAGAGGCACCAUCGUGGGGACGAUAGUAGCUGGGGUCAAAAGCAGGCCCAAGACACAGAAAGAGGAUGGAGGUAUUUUUAGCCUCCACCUUCUCUGCCAACCUCAAAUGACGUACAUCCUAUGUCUGGGAGCAGAGAAAGAAUUCUGGAAACAUGGCAUAGGUUCCCUUUUACUUGGAAGUUUGAAGGAGUACAGAUCAACCACCCUCCAGGACCACUGCAAAGCCAUCUACUUGCACAUCCUCACCACCAACAACCUAUCAGUGAGCUUCUCUGAGCACAGAGACUUUAAGCAGUACCAUUAUCUCCCUUACCUUGGAAACCCAAAAGGAAUCCUCAAAGAUGGCUUCACCUAUGUCCCCAGCAUCAAUGGCAGCCACCCUUCAUGGACAGUCCUACAUCCUUUACCUCCAGGGAUGGAAGGGCUGCAGCUCCCCAGACAACACGUGGAGCAGGGCUCUCAGUGCUGGACCCUGCAGACCGCCCCACCACGCUCCGCACCACCACCCAGCCCGAGCUUCUCCGAACGCCCAGCGGCCUCUGCAGGCACUGCACCAACCCCCCUGAAGCCAGUUCCAGCCAGCCAGCCAGUUCCCGCCUCAGGGCUUUUGCACUCGCCCAUCCCUCUGGAUGGCGCGGAGCGCCUGGAGCGAGGCGAUCUGGAAGGAAGGAUUGUGCCCAGCGUGGGGACAGCCUACGUGGCCUGCUUCCGCGUGCGCGUCACUGCUUACGGUGCUCGCUUCCAUAUUUGGCCACCGGACUUGGGCAUCUCUCCCCGCCAGACGCCCAGCGGAAUCGGAGCAAGCGAACGCCUCAGCUGCCGAGGCUGCCAGCACCGCGCACGCACGUCGCCCCCAGCCCCUGAGCUCUACGAUCUCGACUUCUCCCUUGCGCAGGCGCUCUGCACCGCGGAGGGACCGCCCCCCCCUCCGCCCCAGUCCAGCGUCCGGCUACCAGCUCCGGAAGAAGCAGGGGUUGUGGACGCGCGAGGGCGCUGUGAGGAGGCAGGCCCAGGUGAAGGGAGGCUCCUCCCGGACCUGGGAAUGAGGCUGCUGUGCCGGGCAACAGUGGGAGAGAAGAAAUUCCGAAAGUGCCAGGGCCGGAGUGGGCUCACCGUGGGGAUGCAGGCCACUAAGAGGGGCGGUGCGUUCCGGGCCCGGGCCGGUCUUGCGGCCACAGGAUUCGGACCCGCGGCCCAGAUGCUGGAGAAACUGCCUUCAUCCGAACUCCUGAGCGACCUGGGCCUUCAGCGCGGGGGUCGGGGAGCAGAGAAAACAACCCUAACACCAGGCGCUCUUAGCGCUAGCGCUCCCUCCCUUCCCGACCGUCCCAACCCCUCCGUCCCGCCGUAG